Engraulis encrasicolus (European anchovy) is the source of this 5098-nucleotide messenger RNA. RefSeq names its product vestigial-like family member 4a (gene vgll4a). The transcript is spliced from 5 exons. Gene Ontology annotation, molecular function: transcription coactivator binding. Gene Ontology annotation, biological process: negative regulation of DNA-templated transcription. The record is from RefSeq and is a predicted model, not a curated record. Bases 461 to 1270 code for a protein of 269 amino acids. NCBI's taxonomy places the organism in Eukaryota, Metazoa, Chordata, Actinopteri, Clupeiformes, Engraulidae.
AGCGGGCUGUGAAAACUGGCGCGUCUCCUUGUUUUAAACACGUUGUUUAGCUAACGUGUCGUGAAUUUUAAUCGGUUAAACAUAUAACACAAGUUAUCCAUACGUUUCGUCAAACUACUUUCGUUCCCAGAUUUGGAAUACACCGACUCAUCGCAUUACCACGCCGUUUUGUUUAGUUGGUUUGCUGGUUAGCAUUAGCCCCAUGUAAGCAAAAGUUCGCCGUUAUUCGCAAAGAAGUGCUAGGAACUAUUGGUAGCUCUUUUAGCUAAGUUGCUACGUCGACAAAGUAAGCUUCGAUAGCUCAUCGCUUAUUAUGCAUUAAACGCUCGUCUGAUAAAGACUUGACAGUUGUCGGCGAAGCCAAGGACAAGAAAUAACCUAAUAGCUGACCAACUAGUGGAAGUAGAAGCUAGUUUGGUUAGUCUUUUGAAGUUAGCUAGCUGGUUAGCUAACUAGCUAAAUGCUUAUCACGAGAAUGGACCUAUUGAACUAUCAGUACUUGGACAAAAUGAACAAUAACAUUGGGAGACUACAUUACGAAGAUGAGUCAGGUCUCACAGGAGAGUCCAGGAUGCAACCCAUGACCUCUUCCAUGGGCAGUUCCAGAACGGGCCCCCCACCCGUAAGUCCGAGCAAAAGGAAAUACAUUGGGGAGCGCAUCGAGGAUCGCAUUGAUUGCGACAAUGAGCAUGUGACCAAAAUGAGCCGAUUGUUCGCUGCACAACUGAGGGCAAAAGCUUCAAAUGGAGACAACGGUCAAGACCCAUGGAGCCAUGGCCAUAGCCCCUUUGAGUAUCCACCUUCAGCAAUUAACAAUCUUCAUGGCAACUUGGUGUAUGCACCCAUGCCCAUCUUUGCCAUGGACCAGCCAUUGGCCCUGACUAAAAACAGUGUGGACACUGGGAGAACCAACACAACAUUGCCAGGCACCGGCCUUGUAGAGCGCCAGCAGAAUCGCCCUUCUGUGAUAACGUGCGCCCCAGCGAGCAAUCGCUCUUGCAACCUGUCCCACUGCCACAUGUCCCAUGACAACUGCAACUCUAACUCCAACUCCAAGAGCAAAGCAAAUGCCAACUUGGUGUGUGACCCUGUGAUCGAGGAACACUUUCGCCGCAGCCUGGGCAAGAUCUACAAAGAGCCAGAGCCGGCUAACAACUCGGUCUCCAUCACAGGCUCCGUGGACGACCACUUUGCCAAAGCUUUGGGUGAGACCUGGCACCAGAUCAAGGCCAAGGGCAGCGAUUCCCGUAGCCCCAAGUCCUCGUCGUAAAAGAAGAGUGGCGACAAGCCUCUCACAAUGUCCCCUUUUUAUGAGAUCAUGGGGAAUGAUGCUCUCCCCCACUCCCCCUCUCUGAGCGGUUUCGCUUUUACGUGCAGCUCUUUGUCUAUGUACUUCCAUUUAUAGCCAAUCAUAGAGGAGCAUUGAACAACACUAGUGACAAUGAUAUUGCAAAGUUGUAGAUUACAAGACGGUAUUAUUGUUUCUUGAUAAAGCAUUAGGCCAAAUAUUGAGAAAUUAACCUUAUAGAAACAUAGGCCUUGUCUGAGCUUGGCUACCAAAGACAAAUCUUAGUGUUAAAAAGCCAUCGUUUCAGUGAUAUCCUUUCCUUGGCUCUUUAACUUUUAUCUUAAUAUAUUGUGUGUGUAUAUAUUUACUUGAAAUGGACGGCCAAGGCUGGUUUUGCACUGUGGCAUAGGUGGCUGGCGAAGAAGUUAAAGGAUAUUGACAAAAUUAAGCAUCUGGCCCUUUUUUCCACUGCCUUUGUUUCCCAAACCAUAAAAUAUACCAGAGUCUUGGGUUUAACAAGGCCCUAGUGCACUAAUUGGCUGGUUGUAAAUACAUCUUCAUUUAUUGGUGCGAAAUAGAUUUUCACACUUAACGCUAAAGCCCAGGCAAGACCGAGGGAAGUGGCUGGGGUCUAACCAGAGCAGGUGUAUCUGGAGGGCUUGGAGAUUAGCUGUGCUGUUUAGAGCCAACAUCAGCCACAUGCUUCCCUGAUAUCUCUAUCACUGAAACAACCAAUAAGUUGAACAAUGCUUCCUGAAAUUUCCUCUUGCUAUUAAUCUUUUUUUUUUUUUUUUUAACGUACGAACAAUAUGAUUUGUGAUGGAGUUCAGGCGAAAGCUGCCUUGGGAAAUUUGCAGUUAAAAUAGUGAUGAUGUAAUAGUGGCUGAUCUGCGAUCAUUGUAGCCCUAAACAUACUGAAUAUUAUUAUUUUUCUUAUUUUAGGAUAUUUUGUUGUUUAUUUUUACCUUUAGCAAUGAAAACCAGCGAGGGGGAUUUGUUUGGCACCUAUAGGGCACUUGUUCACUGGCAAUUAAUGUUUUUUAUCACCCAAACUUCCACAAAGCAAGUAUCACCAGGUGAUUUAGACUGCACUUGUCACUGUGUGCUCCAUGUGUAUUUUCCUGUAAAACGCACAUGUGUAUAACUUAACAAAGAUGAACUGUGCAAAACACACCUGGGGAGAACAAGUAAGGAUGCCUGUUAAUUUCACACUCCAAGUUUCCUUUUGUUUUCAUAACACCUUUUGUUCUUUUCCUGUUUUGUCUGCUUUUGCCUUUUGUUUUGGUUCCUGAAGCACAUUCUUUUGGUCUACAUCGGCCAAUGGAAUAAAGUAGGUCUACUGCUUCCAAAAAAAAAACAUGCAUGCUUGAAAUAGCUGGUAUCUAUGACAAAAAACGUAUCAUACUCUAUGCUAACGACUCUGAGAUUUCGUUUUAUUUUUGUCAGUAACAGUUAAAGAAAUACUUACUGCUGGCACAGUUAUUGUACUCAAUAUAUUUUUUAUAUCAGUACUCAUCCGUUUUGCCGCUCGCUUGAAGAAUUAAGGGCCUCUGGAAAGGCACGCUGCUGCCGGGCAGGGGGGCCUGGUCUCCCCCCUCCCCGAUCACUGCAGUGCAGGAUGCGAUGGCUUCAUGCAGACUUGUAUCAUGUAGAAAACAAACAAUCUUAAACAUUUGCUGCCUGGUCAACAAAGAUACUUUCACCAUCUAUCUUUUUGUUUGUCUUGUGCUUUUUUUUUCAUGAGGAAAAAGCUUGACGCUUUUGCAAGUGGUGUCUGAAUGAAGGGGAUAUACAUUCCUAGCAUGAACUCAAUGUUGGGAGUCCCAUCCGUCUCGAAUGCACAGGUGCAGUUGGGAUGGAUGCCAGUCACUUAUUUUAGAUCUUCCAAGCCAGCAAUGGCACACUGGGUGUAGCUGUUGGUCCUAAUGUGCAUUUCUUUCACUUUAUACUCUGGUUUGUGAAUGUUGCUUUGGGGUUUAGUAUAUACCGGUAUCUCAUUUUCUUCUCUCCUGUCUCUGAUAUGUGAUAUCUCAUGGGAGUCAUUGUCUUAAGUGAUUGAAAGUCUAGCUGUAAGUCAGCCAGAAAUGAAAACUGCUUUAGUGUUCCUUUAAUCUGAGUUUUGCCUCAGAUAUAGCAAUACACACCAUUAUGUUUUGGACUGAUCUAAACCUGCUAAAGGCAUGGAGACGUGUUAUUUUGUUACCACCCGAAAGCUUUGUUGGUGAUGGGCCUGUUCCUGCUCAGAGGUUUCCUAAACCUUUUUGUCUGGUGAACAGUGAGUUUGCGAAAGCAGCAAUUUACCUGCAGUGUACAUCGUAGGAGCAGUAUCCAGGACCAGUAUCUCCUGUAGGAAGCCAGCCGAUUUAUCUUUUUUUUUUCCUACGUUAUUUGCUCUUAAAUUUUAAGAAUGGCGAGUCAUUGUCUGUGUGAUGGACUUCAGCCAUGCUUGAGAUGAGAGCAGCAAUUACUCUUUGAGGGCCAAGUGUCUGACUGGUGUGGCUCUCUGCAUUUGAUGUCAGGCACAUCACUACCCCAACACCAACACCAGCAGGCCCAGCCGGACUGAAAGGACAGACACCAGAGGUGACCACCGGGUUGAGACUAUGGCUGGAAUAGAGUAGCCUGAUUAUCAUCGACUUUCAAAUCUCUUCGAGACUUGGUCUGACCAAGAGCAUAACAAUUAACAUUUCCCAAACGGCCUCCCUUGGUUUGCUAAUGAUUGUUUGCUUCCCAACAAAGUGGGAGGAGUUCCCGUAUUUGCGGGAACUCAGAAAGUACUUGCAUUGCUCUUGACCUGACUGGUAGCAACAACGCUGAAGCUGUUGCGUCACUAGGAGGGCACGGCCUGGCUAGGAGUAGAGACACAAGGGAAGCUUUGACCAACCCCAGCAGGUUUGCUGCACAGCCUAUACUUCCCCUGCUUUGGCCCACUGUUUGGGUGUUUUGUCCUUGUGGGUAAGCAGUGUCGAUUAUUGCACCUUCAGACCAACAGUGUCUGUUGUCAGGGACAGAUUUAAGAGCAAUACCGUAGACCAAGACUGAUAGCAGUGGAGCUCCUUAUUGACCGGAAGAUGGGUGGUUUUAAAUGUGAUGCGUACAUAAAUCUUCUGGUUUUGUGCUGACUCGCAUAAAAAAAUGUGAAGCGUGCGUGAUGCAGCAUUCUUUUCAAAGUGCAUCACUCCCUGUUAGUUGGCAUCUGGUGCCAAGGAUGUAUUCAGUUGACCCUCACUCUUGGACCCUUGCAUUUUCUUCAAGCUUUCAAGUUGAUGUGAUUUCAAAAUGCUUCUUUUUCCACACUAUACUGUAUGUGUAAGACUAUCAUUGUGCUGUGCGCAAUGAACGCUACUUUUUUCUCCCCUCAUCACGAGUACAUGGUUCAUGAUGGGUAGUUAUUUAAUAUUCAUUAUUCUGCCAGCAUGCAUUUAUUUCACAUAAAAAAGUUGAUCUUUUUUAAAAGACCUUUCAGUCAAAUUCAGUUUUGUUAAGGUAGUGUUUUGGCAACAUGGCUUAAUAACAAGGACACAGAAAUAUAUUUUCUUUUUUCCUUUCUAUUGGUGUGUCUCUGUGCCGCGAAACAGACCAAAGUCGUAAGAACUGCCUAUUUGAUAUGGGUCUGUGGGUUCAGUGAGUUCACAGAGUUCAGUGCGACUGUUCAAAGCAUCCAUCAUGAGCACUGUGUUCAAAAACCUUCUGGUGAAAUGUCAUUAACAGUUUGUUAUAAAGUGUUCUUCACGUUGGUGGCCUUUUUUCUUUUGAAAAAUGCUUUUUGUACUCCCUAACUUUAAGAACAUUAAAGUGCUUUUAUCACAA